AUGAAAUUUCUCGUCCGAGGCCUUCUUAUAUCGUUCUCGGGAACACGGUACGUAGUGACGGUCGAACGAAAGACGACAGCAAACGCACGGUGGCUAGCGCUCACGGCAGCAACAGGCUCGACAACGACUCGUGAAAGGGGUUGUGCAGCUCUUCUCGGCCUGCUGGAUUGCUGCGAUGGUCGAGGACGACUCGUCGGAGCUUGUUGGUCACUGCGGAGGGUCACGGCUGAGGAGCAGCGGCGCUGGAAGGACUGGUCGCGGCAGAGUUGCAGGCGGUGGUCGCUCGCCGGAGAACAGGGCCUGCUCGCGGUGGCAGGGAUCGCCGUGAAGGUGGUCGCCGGCUGCUGGGGAGAACUCGCCGGAAUUCGCGAACAGAGUCCACGAAGGGUUGCUCACGGCGCGGCAGGGCUUCUGGGGUGGAGUCACGACGCGGAGGGGCUUCUGCGGUGGUGUCGCGGCACGGCGGCGUCUGCUCCCGUUCGCGGCGAGGAGGAGCUUGUCGGACUGGCGCGCGGAGGAGCAACGGUGGUCGGAGUUGCGGGCUCGUCAGGCCUGCACGGAUUUCGCCGAUGGUUGCACGAUGAGGAGAGAGGAAAACGAUGA
Molecule: messenger RNA, 603 nt
Organism: Striga asiatica
Lineage: Eukaryota; Viridiplantae; Streptophyta; Magnoliopsida; Lamiales; Orobanchaceae
Source: the annotation of a GenBank genome assembly